Molecule: messenger RNA, 2363 nt
Organism: Lineus longissimus
Lineage: Eukaryota; Metazoa; Nemertea; Pilidiophora; Heteronemertea; Lineidae
Product: F-box/LRR-repeat protein fbxl-1-like
Exons: 7
Coding region: 443-1927 (494 amino acids)
Biological process (GO): positive regulation of protein ubiquitination
Molecular function (GO): protein binding
Source: RefSeq, a predicted model, not a curated record
UUGUCUUGAGCUAGUUGUAGCUUCUGAUUGUCUAGGGUUGUCAUGCUCACUAACUGUUGUGAUGCUCAUAGUCUGAUUCAAGUGAAUGAGUGUGGCAGCUUUAAGCAUGAAUAUAGAUCUUUAGAGUAGGGUAGCUAUGGAAUGGAUGGGGUAAGAUCUGCCCAUACAUCCUUAUCAUUUGUGAAAGCUCAACCUGAAAGGAGACUUGCAACAAGACUGACAGGCACUGACAUUGGGAGGGUGGGGCCAACUCAAAGAUCCUCCAAGGGGAGAAUAAGUGAUGACUCGUGCAGCUCAACCUUUACCUGUACAAGAUGAUCAAGAACUUGUGAUACGGUGCCUCACUGCGAGGUUCUCCCUGACUCACCAGCUCAUAACUUCACCUCUCACCGGCAAUGGGAUAGGCUUAUUUCACAUGUUUCAUUGAGGAAAUGAGGCAAACAUGACAUUCGAUACAAUCCGUCAUAUCUCCAAACUCCCGGACAAGAUUCUCCUCAAGAUCUUCUCCUAUAUCCCUCACAAGGAACUCUGCAAGAUAGCCACCGUCUGCAAGAAAUGGCGUCUGAUGGCUUACGACAGUCGACUCUGGCAGGUUGUCUCCCUCCGCCCAGACUUCUCCGGUCUCCACGUGAGCUCCAUCGAAGCCCUCCUUGCUCUCAUUAGUGUUCGCUUUGGUCACACGCUGCGCUACAUCGAGCUUCCAAGUGAACUUGUCACGCCUCCUGUAGUCCAUGAGCUCGCCAACAAGUGUCCCAACCUCAAGUACAUCACUUUGGAUUUCUCUAACGCGAUGCAGCUUCAUGACUUCAACGAUCUCAAUGCUUUCCCAUGCAAUUUGAAGAGUAUGUGUAUCUGCUUGUCGGAGGUCAUCUUCAUGGAGGGCUUCAUGCGGAGGAUCUACAGCUGUCUCUCUUCCCUUCAAGUUUUACAUCUCAUUGGCACCUUCGAGCUCUCCAAUGACGAGGAAGAAGAGAUCUACGAGGUGAUCAACAUUAGCAAGAUCAAGGCUCACACGCCCAACCUCCGCGUGGUCAACCUGUAUGGCAUCAGCUUUGUAGAUGACUCGCACGUCGAGCUCCUGUCGAGCAACUGCAUCCAUCUCGAGUGUCUGGCGUUGAACUUCUGUCUGCGAGUAAAGGGGGCAUCGCUCAAGGUUGUUCUGCAGAAGUGUAGGAAGCUGAGGAGUUUGUUGCUACAACAUACCUCAAUCGAGGACCAGAACAUGAUGGACAUUGAAUGGGAGAAGACUGUUGUUGAUGAGCUCGACAUCACGUCCACCGAACUCUCCACCGACUGUCUUGACAACAUUCUCAACAGAAUGAAUGGAUUCCGUUACCUUGGCGUAGGACAUUGUGAUUUCUUUGUUGAUAAGGUUUUGGAGAAACUGAUGCAGAAAGAACUCUUUACAAACCUGGAAGCGAUUGAUAUAGGAUACACGACGAUGCUGUCGGAAGUGAUGAUCAACCGCUUCCUGAGGAAACACGGCCCACAACUCCGCGGCUUCGUGGUCAAUGGAAAAUCAAAACUGACUGAGCAGUUCUGGGUGACGGCAAUCCCUCAGCUCAAGCAGGCAAGGACGCUGGUCCUUGGCACGGCCGACGGCUGGUUCCUCAAACUCUCAAGCAAGGUCCACAUUGAUCAGAUCAUUGAAGAGUUUGCCAAGAACUGUCCGUUCCUGGAGCGCCUUGAGAUUCAGUGGGAUCCACAAACGAUCAGAUACAGUGACAAGAGCAGCAAAUUCAUUGACCAUCUCAGAUUGCGCUGCCCCCACCUCAAAUCUCUGACACUAAGCGACGGCGAAUAUUACGAGAUGGCCAAGUCAAAUUUUGAGCGUGCCGACCGCAGCAAGGUUGUGCGUACCACUACUAACUACCAGACGAGUCUAGUCAGCCUCCUUCGUGACUACAACGACCUGCUGUUCAAUUGAACCGUCCCACACAAUAGGAUCAAUGCUGUACAGUUGGUGCCUUUGUAAACAAGUCCAUAUCGCACAUACCGUAGAUAUGAAGGAAAACUGUGAAAUAUGCUGAUAUGACAAACGUUGAGGACUAUCUGUACAAUAAUUGUUCUUCCAUUCAGUUUUUAUAGUAUUGAUGAUGUUUGAUUUAACUGGUCUUCCUAGGAGUGAUGAGUAUAGUGAAUUGGUGCUGUAUAUACUUUUGUUAAAACCUGACUCCAUCUAUGGUGCUCUUCACAAUUUAGUACUUUGACUGUUGUUGCAUUUACAUGUAGCAGUGGUUCCACUGUACCUUUAUAUUGAGGACUGGUACUAAUGUACAUAAACCUGUGUGUAAUUUAUUUCUACAUUUGAAGCAAUGUAAACUUGAAAGAUUUGAACCUGAAUAUGAAAGUUACCAUAAAAC